AUGGCGGCACAGGAGGUGCAUGGAUCAGUCGUUUUGUCCGGGCAGAAACUUUCCAUACAGCGUAAGACUGGACACUUCCACUGUCCUGUAUGUCUUUUCCAAACAGUACAUGAGGCUGAGGCAAAAGCACACAUUGUUUCGCAUUUAAAUAUAUUUGUUGACCAUAAAGGUGUCAGAGUACAUAAAUGCCACCAACACUGCAGGGCAUCGCCACAUUUCCAUUGCCCAGGCUGUAAGAAUACUAGAAUAAGGAGAAAAGAUUUCUUGACUCACUUAUCGAACUGCCCUGGCAGUGUCGCCACACCAAGACUUGGCAUUGUCGCCACACCAAGACCUGGCAUUGUCGCCUCACCAAGACCUGGCAUUGUGGCCACACCAAGACCUGGCAUUGUCGCCACACCAAGACCUGGCAUUGUGGCCACACCAAGCCCUGGCAGUGUCGCCAUACCAAGCCCUGACAAUAUCGCCACACCAAGCUCUGGCAGUGUAGAGGAGCAGCCUGGCAGUCUUUUUUGCAAGAAUGUGACCCAGCGGCCUGUGAGAGUUAAUACAUUAAGCCAAAGGAUUGUAGAGUGUUCUCACUGCAGUAUGUCUAUGCAUCGUAAAAAUCUGAAGCGCCAUAUGCAAAGACGACAUUCUGAGUUCCCAGACAUCACAAAACAAUGCCACUUACAGAGUCCACCUAUUGACCCACAAUCAGGCAUUUAUGUGGUGGCAAAGGCAUUUUGUGGACCUCCUAUUCCUAUUCACAUCAAAUAUAGUUUUCAGGGCCCAAAACAGCACACAGAGUGUGUAGGGUUGGAAAAUUAACAACAUAAUUUCUGUUACAACUCCCAUUUCUUUGUGAAAACAGUCCUAUUGCAUUCCAUGACAUACAGAGGGUGCUGAUAGUGAUCUGUCAGCCUAUUGGCUGAGGUGUAUGUGUGUUGGGGCUCUGCAAAUAGUUACAAGUUGAGUACAGUGGGGGUUAAAGGUGGUCUGCUGAUUGGUCAGUCUAAAUGUAUCUGGUCUGGUUCUAGUCACAUGGUCAGGGAAAGAAUAAUAAAUUGUAACUUGUGCACUGGGCUUUUCUUUCUAUUCUCUGACUCCUCUCUGGGCUCUGCUCUUGGGCAGCAUGGUCACAGGCCAUCAGGCCCGACUCCCAGCUCUCAAUGGCCUCUUUACACUCUCUUUCCACCUUUCAUUCUCUUCCCCGUAGGUAGUAUGCAUGCUGGUUUCAUAUACAUGUUUCAUACAUUUAAUCUGUAACUUUUACAUCCAAAUUGUAACCACCUGAUGUAACUUUUUGAGACAGUUAAUAAACAUUUUCUCCUUAAUCUAUGUCUGGUUCCUAUCACUCUGUAUACUAUAUACUUCUAAGUGCAACAUACUGCAUUAAAACAAGGUCAUAGUAUGGUUCUAAACAAUGCUCUCCCACAUGUUUAGCUAUUCUAACUGCGCUUAUUUUCUUCAUUGUUAUAAGUAGCAGAAGGUGGUAACUUAACCUUCUAAGCUUUGCAGAUCCUUGGCAUUCUAGCUGUCAGUUUGUCCAGAUACUCAGGUGACAUUUCACCCCACACUUCCUGUAGCACUUGCCAUAGAUGUGGCUGUCUUGUCGGGCACUUCUCACACACCUUACGGUCUAGCUGAUCCCACAAAAGCUCAAUGGGGUUAAGAUGCAUAACACUCUUUUCCAAUUAUCUGUUUUCUAAUGUCUGUGUUUCUUUGCUCACUCUAACCUUUUCUUUUUGUUUUUCUGUUUCAAAAGUGGCUUUUUCUUUGCAAUUCUUCCCAUAAGGCCUGCACCCCUGAGUCUUCUCUUUACUGUUGUACAUUAAACUGGUGUUGAGCGGGUAGAAUUCAAUGAAGCUGUCAGCUGAGGACAUGUGAGGCGUCUAUUUCUCAAACUAGAGACUCUGAUGUACUUAUCCUCUUGUUUAGUUGUUCAUCUGGCCUUCCACAUCUCUUUCUGUCCUUGUUAGAGCCAGUUGUCCUUUGUCUUUGAAGACUGUAGUGUACACCUCUGUAUGAAACCUUCAGUUUUUUGGCAAUUUCAAGCAUUGUAUAGCCUUCAUUCCUCAAAAUAAUGAUUGACUGAUGAGUUUCUAGAGAAAGCUGUUUCUUUUUUGCCAUUUUUUACCUAAUAUUGACCUUAAGACAUGCCAUUCUAUUGCAUACUCUAGCAACUCAAAAACAAACACAAAGACAAUGUUAAGCUUCAUUUAACAAACCAAAUAGCUUUCAACUGUGUUUGAUAUAAUGGCAAGUGAUUUUCUAGUACCAAAUUAGCAACUUAACAUGAUUACUCAAGGAUAAGGUGUUGGAGUGAUGGCUGCUGGAAAUGGGGCCUGUCUAGAUUUGAUCAAAAAUGACUUUUUUCAGAUAGUGAUGGUGCUGUUUUUUUUUUCACAUCAAUAAUGUCCUGACUAUACUUUGUGAUCAGUUGAAUGCCACUUUGUUGAAUUAAAGUACCAAUUUCCUUCCGAAACAGCAAAAUCUGUACAUUAUUUUAAAAUUUUGGCCGCCAGUGUGUUUCACCUUGAAACAUGUUUGAAAACUUUUUUGAAGUUAAUGAUUAAACUGCAUGCAUUCUCAUGUAUUCAAGGUGCAAUGAAACUAUUUUAAUACCUUGUUUACACCGCAUGAAAUGUUUUUUUAUAUCAUUAAAUCAUUUUCUUUGUAGAAAAUGCUAUAAAUGUUUUUCAAAAAUUUGUAAAAACAACAUAAACCUAAAGAUUACAUGUCUACGAACUUGACACGUGUUUUAAACUACAUUUUUGAAACAUAAUAUUUAUCACCUCGGACAACCUGAUUUGUUAGUGAGCCCUAUACUACAACUAGGUGGUGCAUUUUAGCUGUAAUAUGAACUGUGUAGGGACCAUUUAAUUUUAGAAAUAGAGCAUUA
This is a messenger RNA of Myxocyprinus asiaticus (Chinese sucker), 2884 nucleotides long. RefSeq lists its product as uncharacterized. Lineage: Eukaryota; Metazoa; Chordata; Actinopteri; Cypriniformes; Catostomidae. The coding region runs from base 1 to 810 and encodes 269 amino acids. The record is from RefSeq and is a predicted model, not a curated record. The transcript is spliced from 3 exons.